Cyphellophora attinorum is the source of this 1152-nucleotide messenger RNA. RefSeq names its product putative deaminase. Bases 1 to 1152 code for a protein of 383 amino acids. Gene Ontology annotation, molecular function: adenine deaminase activity. The transcript has a single exon. The record is from RefSeq and is a predicted model, not a curated record. Gene Ontology annotation, cellular component: cytosol. Gene Ontology annotation, biological process: hypoxanthine salvage; adenine catabolic process. Lineage: Eukaryota; Fungi; Ascomycota; Eurotiomycetes; Chaetothyriales; Cyphellophoraceae.
AUGGGCAUUGAAGAAGCCCUCCCCGCCUCAGCGCGCGACAAGCUACGAGCUGAACUCCUAGCCGAAGACCACAUCUUCAUCCAAGCCCUGCCCAAAGUCGAGCUCCACGUGCACAUCGAAGGCACCAUCACCGCCGAGCUGCGAUGGAAGUUCACCCAGCGCAACGGCACCCCUCUUCGGAUCGCCGCCAAUGGCUCUGAGAUCCACUCCCUCAAGGAGUUGGAACACGCCAUGGACCUCCUUCGUCCGGAUCCCAGUCGCGUCAACAACGAUGAGGAACGUUUCCAGUUCUUCGAGGCUUACUACGAGGGAUUUGCGUGUCUAAAGACGAAGCAGGACUAUUUCGACUUGGCGAUGCAUUACUAUGAGAAUACUGCGAGGAUGAAUGUGCGGUAUGCGGAGAUCUUCUUUGAUCCGCAGGGCCACACGGCGAAGGGGAUGAGUUGGGACGUGAUGAUGGGUGGAUUUCGAGAGGCGAAGGAAAGGGCGGAGCGGGAGUUGAAUGUCAAGUCGGCGUGGAUCAUGUGCUUUCUGCGCGACUUGUCGCCGGAGUCUGCGAUGGAGCACUAUGAGGCGGCUCUACCGUAUCGGGACAUCAUCGUUGGAAUUGGGCUUGACUCAAACGAGGAGGACCGGCCGCCUGUACUGUUCGACGAAGUCUUCACCCGUGCUCGCAAAGAUGGUUUCAAGCUGACGAUGCAUUGUGACGCGGACUCGAAGAAUGCACAUGAGCAUAUCCGGCAAUGUGCUUCUGUCGUUGCUGGCCAUGGCCUUGAUCGAAUUGACCACGGCAUCAAUGCCGCGGAGGAUCAAGGUCUCAUGAAUCUGAUCAAGGAGCGCGAUCUGGGCAUGACUAUCUGUCCUUGGUCGUAUUUGCGACACACGACUUUUGAAGAGCUGGGGCCGAAGAUUCGCACGCUCUUGGAUGUUGGGAUCAAGGUCACGAUCAACAGCGACGACCCAGCUUAUAUGGAGGACUGUUGGGUGUUGCAUAACAUGCUACUGGUGAGACGGCUGUGCAAUUUCAGCGAUCGAGAGUUCCUGGUCCUUGCAAGAAAUGCUGUGCAUGCCUGCUGGGCAAGUGAUGCGGUCAAGGAAGGCAUGUUGAGGGAAAUUGACUUGGUUCAGCAACAUUUCAUGGGCGAGCAAUGA